AUGAAGGAAAAAAACUGCUUUUUCGGUCACGUUGAUGUCUGCUUUGAGAAGUUUGAAUAUAGUUUGAUUUCCGGGCAUCCAAAACUCCACAUCCUCAUCUUUGUUACCCUUGUUGUGGGUUGUGGUCUGUCUUUCUGCUCUGUAACAUGCCUUUCUUUGCCACCUUCCUCCUCAUAUUUCGGCUACUUGUUGACCACCUCGUCAGGCCAUCUCUUCAAUCACUUCAUUCGCCCCAACUUCACCGCUUCCUAUUUACAAUUGGUUGAGCAGGGUGGCGCCUUCUUGGAAUCUCCCAAUGCCACAUUCAAAGCCUCCAUUUACAAUCCCAACGAGCAGCUCCCUGAAUUCUAUUUCUCAGUCAUCCACUCAUCUUCCAACACCAUCAUCUGGACCGCUAACAGAAACAGACCCGUUUCACAGUCUGCCAAACUUUUGCUAACUCUCAAUGGACUUCUCAUCACCGAUGACUUGGAUCGCAUUUUGUGGUCAACGCCAAAUCUCAACUCUUCCGUCGCGUUCAUACAACUUCAUGACUCUGGCAAUCUCGUUCUGCUUGAUCAAGGAAACAUUUCAUUGUGGGAAACUUUUGAUUACCCUACCUACACUCUUUUAAUGGGGCAAAGAUUGCCUGUGGAUAUAGACUUCUCGGUUGUGGAUGCGGUUUUGCAAUGGAAUGGGAUGACGUAUUGGGUGUUGUCAAUGGACAACAGGGCCUUCAAGGACUCAAAUUCGCCUGUGUCUUUUAUGGCCCUAAAUGUGAGUGGUUUGUAUUGGAUGGGAGAUGACGCCGAAGAUUGCAGAAUUCCUUCCAUUUGUGGGAAAAUUGGGUUUUGUAGCAGUGCAAUCUGUUCAUGUCCACCGGCUUUCCCCAAUGGUAUAGACGGAUGUGUGCCAAUCAAUCCUUCUUUUACUUUGCCUAAGGCCUGCAAUGAAAGUAACGGUAGUGAAACCAAUCAUCGGGAUUCCUACCUGAAAAUUGGGGAUAACAUAGACUAUUUCUCAACUGAUUUCGUCGAGCCCCUAAGUCGACGGGUCAACUUAUCAUACUGUCAACUGCUAUCCUCUCAGAAUUGUUCUUGCUUGGGUAGCAGGUUUGGUGCUACUAUCUACAUCAAGGGUUUUCCUAUUAAUUGCCCUUGUUGUAGGAUUUGGUGGAGAAGAAGAAAGUGGCAUUCCAGGACUGCAGUGGUAAGAUUAGGCUCUAAGAACUCGUCUUCAGCAGAGAUUGAUACAAUAUCCAUCCCAGGUUUACCAGUGAGGAUCGAGUAUGAGGAGCUUGCAACAGCUACUGACAACUUUAAGACACAAAUAGGCAGUGAUGGAUUCGGUACCGUGUGCAAGGGCAUUUUACCAAACGGACCAGUUGUGGCAGUGAAGAAGAUUAGGAAUUUGGGAGUUGAAGGAAAGGACAUUUGGACCGAGAUUGCCAUCAUUGGAGACAUUCACAAUGUCAAUCGUGUUAAAUUUAAAGGAUUUUGUGUGCAAGGAAAGCAGAGAUUUUUGGUGUACGAAUACAUGAACAGGGGAUCACUUGACCGUGCAAUCUUCAAUGAUGAGUCAGUUUUAGAAUGGAAGAGAUUCGAAAUCGCGCUUGGAACCGCGCGGGGCCUUGCUUAUUUGCACGGAGGGUGCCAACCCAAGAUCAUCCAUUGUGAUAUAAAGCCAGAAAACACUCUGCUACAUGACAAUUUACAAGUGAAGAUAUCAGAUUUUGGGAUUUCAAGUCUGCUAACUCCUGAACAAUCCACCCUACUCACAACAUUGAGGGGAACUCGAGGGUAUCUUGCCCCAGAAUGGCUAACGAGCUCUGGCAUCUCGGAAAAGAGUGACGUUUAUAGUUACGGGAUGCUUUUGCUUGAAACUGUGAAAGGGAGAAGGAAUUUCUCUACACAAAUAGUAAGCAACAGCUGUUCUUGUGCGCCAUCAGGCUUGGAACUAGAGCGAAUGUAUUUUCCUUUACUGGCAUUGGAAAUGCAUGAGCAGAAAAGAUACUUGGAGGUACCAGCCGACCCAAGGCUGGAGGGAAGUGUGAAGAGUGAGGAGGUGGAGACGCUAGUGCGAGUGGCCUCGUGUUGCGUGGAGUUUGAGCCAACGAGUCGACCGACUAUGUCUAAUGUCGUUGGCAUGUUGGAAGGCUGUCCGCCUCUGGGACGGCCAAGAAUUGUAUCACAAACUUUUUGCGAUUCUAUGGCCAGAAGAUAUGCCGAGGCACUGGCCACGUACACGGAUGGAAGUGAACUAAUUCUGGACCAUCAGCCAACUGCUAGUUCACGUCUUACAUUACAUCCAUUCACAACACAUCUCCGGUCCCAAAUAGUGUUUUAAACUUCCAUGCUUAAAACACCCAUCAACUGCUAGUUCAGUAUGUAGUUUGUUCAUACUUCAUUAUUGGCUUACCAAUAUAUAGUCGUUAAUACUGCCAUUGCUUUGCAAAUGAAGAUAUUUAUGUCAAUAUCAUUAUUUGAGAUU
Molecule: messenger RNA, 2469 nt
Organism: Durio zibethinus
Lineage: Eukaryota; Viridiplantae; Streptophyta; Magnoliopsida; Malvales; Malvaceae
Source: RefSeq, a predicted model, not a curated record